AUGAGGUAUAAUGACAUCGGUCCAAUAACAUCUGUAAAAAUUAGCCGUCUGGGAUUGAAAAGAUAUAAAAGUGAACUUGGUAAGAAAAGAGAUAGUACUAAUAGUAAUGCUGAUUCUCAGGCUGGCGUUGCGUCACGAGUUAAUUCUAAAACUGGAGCUGCUACAGCAACUGACACUAAAACUGAAUCACAGACAUUUACAAAUACAAAAGUUAACACACGAAUAGCCACAUCUUCUAACGCUCGCAGUGGAGCAAAUGCUGCAGCUAAAGUAAAAACUUAUGCACAUGCAAACACAGAAACUAGAGUAAAUACUGAGCAGGAGUCACCCCAUCCACCUACAACUACUCCAAUCCCAAAUAAGCCUUCAUAUCCUGAUUCUUUACCACCAGGUCCAUAUGGAUCUGGAAAUAAUGGCUCAUGCUGUAACUGCUCAGGAAAUAAAUGUCCUCCUACAAUAAUCAAAGUUUACUGUCCAAAGUGCCCAUGUCCAUGUCCACCUCCAUGCCCUUGUGAUUGUCCUUGCUUAAAGCCAAAAACCACACCAAGACCAACUAGACCAAUACCCCCAACAAUAUGUUUACCACCUUGUGUACCUCUUCCUGGGCCAUGUAUGACACCUCCUUGUAAUCCCCAGCCUAUGCCAAUGUGCAUGAAUCCACCUUGUUUUGAUAUGCUGCCGCCUCAAAUGACAUAUCCUAUGUGUCCUAUGAACUGUCCAACACCACCAUGCCCUUGUCCAUUAUUUAAGCGUUCUGAAACUUUAAGUGCAGUAAACAAAACAAUUAACAAGGAGAUAAAGAAGAAAUCUCGUAAACAAAAGACGCUAAAUGCUCAAAAACGAGUACAUGCAGCAGGUCCACCACCAGAUAGCCAAGAAGAGCCUCUUCAAUUUGAUCAUGCUGCUGUCGCAGCAGAUAAUGAAAUCUGCUCAAAAAUAGGAAAGGAAAUCUUACUCAAAAAUGGAACAGCUGCGGAUGCCAUUGUUUCUACUCAUUGCUGUGUUGAAAUAGUUAAUAGUCAUUCAACCGGUCUUGGGGGAGGAGGCUUUAUGGUUUAUUAUGAAAAAAAAACUGGAAAAGCCAAAGCGUAUGAUUUCCGUGAAUCUCUUGUUGCUGCAUAUACAGAUACAGGAAGUAAAACCCAAGGGGAGACAAUUUUAGUGCCUGGAGUUUUGAGAGGUCUAGAAGCAGUACACAAGGAUUUUGGCAAAUUACCAUGGAAAGAUUUAUGGCAGCCCUGCAUUAAGUUAGCUCGUGAAGGAUUUUAUAUUCAUGCAGCUCUAGCUGCUGGUAUAAAAAAGAAAAAAGAUUAUAUAGAGGCUAAUUUAGGAUUACGAGAGUUGUUUGCACCUGAUGGCACUAUUUUGCAGCUUGGUGAUAAACUUGCACGACCAAAACUUGCUAGAACUUAUGAGCAAAUUGCAAAUGAAGGAGCAGAUGUUUUCUACCUUGGCAAAAUGGCAAAUCAAAUAGUUGAGGAUAUCCGUGCUGCAGGAGGCUAUAUGACUCGUGAAGAUCUUGCAUCUUACAAAGUACGAGAAGUUGAACCAAUAAGAACAAACAUUAAUGAGUUUACUGUUUUGACUACUCCAGCACCAAGCAGUGGAGCACUGAUGUCUCUUGCUUUGAAGAUUUUAGCAGAAGGAAAAUGGAACGCUAAAAAGUUCGCAGAAAAACCAGAUCGAUAUUUCCAUGAAUAUAUUGAGUCUAUGAAGCUUGCCUCUGCACCUUCAACAUUUUUGAGUGACCCUCGCUUUAAUAAUAAUACUAAGCAGGUUGAGGAGUAUAUGUUAUCUGAUAGCACUGCAAAGAACAUGUAUAAAAAGAUUGAUGGAUUCUCUCAUAAUGUUGAAGACUACAAACCUUACUCUCAGCUGUUUUCAACUGAAAAAACAGGAACUUCACACAUGUCUGUUCUAGAUCAAAAUGGAAAUGCUUGCUCGCUUACUUCAUCAAUUAAUGCCUACUUUGGAUCAAAACUUCGAUCUCGUGAACUAGAUUUUAUUUAUAACAAUGAACUUGCAGACUUCAGCGAGUUUUGGCCCAAGAUAUAUAAUUUAACAUCUGAUGCUAAAAUUCCCGGAAAGAGACCCAUGUCAAGAGUUAUGCCUUCAAUUUUUUUGAAAGGUAACAAUGUUGAAGCGGUCUGGGGAGCAGCUGGAGGAUUUUUCAUUCCUGCUGCCAUUACAAUGAGCAUUGCAAAUUGGAUGUUUCUGCAAGAUAAUUUAAAGGUUGCCAUUACAAGACCACGUCUACACUGCCAAUUGUUUCCACCAACAGUUGUAUAUGAGCCAACCCUACCUAAGCAAAUGGUUCCUAAAAUCGAGUCAUUCAGUCAUCAGUAUGUGACUAACAGUACUUAUGAUGUUUCAGGUCAACUUAAUGCCAUUAUGGGGGUAGUUCAGGCUAUUGCUCGAACAAAAGAUGGAAAAAUUUCAGCAGAAUGCGAUUACAGAAAAGGUGGACGCCCCGCUGGUUUUUAGAGUUUUGAGUAGUUUUAAAUACACACUCAUUUAAUUCAAA
Hydra vulgaris (swiftwater hydra) is the source of this 2524-nucleotide messenger RNA. The record is from RefSeq and is a predicted model, not a curated record. Lineage: Eukaryota; Metazoa; Cnidaria; Hydrozoa; Anthoathecata; Hydridae.